Drosophila ficusphila is the source of this 3680-nucleotide messenger RNA. RefSeq names its product receptor-type tyrosine-protein phosphatase kappa (gene Ptp36E). Gene Ontology annotation, molecular function: protein tyrosine phosphatase activity. The transcript has a single exon. The record is from RefSeq and is a predicted model, not a curated record. Bases 458 to 2605 code for a protein of 715 amino acids. Gene Ontology annotation, biological process: protein dephosphorylation. Lineage: Eukaryota; Metazoa; Arthropoda; Insecta; Diptera; Drosophilidae.
AAUCGGCUCUUUGGGGCGCCGCGGUUUCAGUCGCCGAACGAUUUUCGCCCCAACAACGAGGAGGCAGCUGCUAAAAAUCGACUCGUCGCGUUCUGUGAAGUGAAUGGAAUCGAGGGAACGAGACGGAGGAAGGAAAAGCAAGAAAAUACGAAGAUACACAAAAUAUACACGAAAUUCUUUUUAUAACAAACCAAACGCGCAACGCAACAACGCACAUAGAAAAAGGUGAACAAAUUAGCUAAUAAAUUCGAGUACUAACCCUCCAAUGUUUCUGGAAUGCAAUAUGUACUAACCCGAAAGUAAAAAAUAUAAAACUAAGAUAAGAGAAAAUCGAAGAAAAGCGAUGAAAAUGCAGAGGCAAGUGGACUAAUCGACUACUUCCUCCUCCCAUACGAAAUCGAAACGAAAACCCAACAACGACGACGACGACGACAACACUUUCUGGCAUCGUGAUUUGAUGAUGACAACGCAGCAGCAGCAGCUUUUGGGAAAGCCAGCGAAGUCAGGGGCAGCGGAAAACGAGGAAAAACCACCAGCAGCAGAAGGAGCAGGAGGAGAGAUGACGGCGGCCACGGGGGGUGGGAGUGCGGGGGCGGGCGGAAAGGCUGGAAAGCACAGGUCGAGGUCAUCCGCCCGCUACGACGAUGUGGAAAAGCAGCAGCGGAAAAGCCGAGCCAUCGUCUCCAUACCAAACACCAUCAAGCUGAGCAUGCUGAACAGCGGACUGCUCUCGUUCGAGCGGAUAAAGCUGGAGGCGCGGGAUGAGAACAACUCGCUGUCGAAGACGAUACCGAACGGACCCAUCGACAUUCGCCACUUCCUGAAGCUCUGCGAUCUGCGCCGGAAGUUCCCGGUGCUCUACAAGCUGGAGUUCCAAACCGCCGCCAAGGUGGAGAGCAACACCUGUCGGCACGCGCUCAAAAAGAACAACGUGGAGAAGAACCAGAAUCCCAAGUGCAUUCCCUAUGACUACAAUCGCGUCGUCCUCGAGAAAGUCGGCGGGCUGCAGGACUCGGACUACGUGAAUGCCUCCUACGUGGAUAGUCUGCUCAAACCGAAUGCGUAUAUUGUGACCCAGGGUCCGGUGGAGGAAACGGUGCAGGCCUACUGGCGAAUGGUCUGGCAGGAGAACAUCAGCGCCAUCGUGAUGCUAACCAAGACCUUUGACUUCGCCAAGGUCAUGUGCCACCAGUACUGGCCGCCCAACAUGGAGGUGCACGAGCAGUACGGCGACAUCUUAAUCAACAUCGUGAGGGAGGAGCAGCUGGCCAACUUCCACAUCCGCACCUUCAGGCUCUACAAGAAGAACGAAAAGGAGGAGGUCACCGAUGAGCGGUUGAUCCUGCAGUUCCACUACACCGAGUGGUACAGCCACUCGUGUCCCUUCUCGAAUGCCUUGCUCGAGUUCCGGAGGAGGGUCCGUCUGGUGGUGGGCAACAUCAUCAAGGACGAGGACGAUAUGAGGGGACCCAUCCUAGUGCACUGCAGCGAUGGCGGCGGCAGAUCGGGCGUCUAUAUGUCCAUCGAUGCCAAUUUGGAGCUGGCGGAGGAGGAGGAGUGCUUCAAUGUCUUUGGCUACCUCAAGAAGCUGAGGCAAUCCCGCAAAGGACUGGUGGAGAAUGUGGAGCAGUACAAGUUCAUAUACGACACCCUGGAGGAGCACAUCAUCUGCGGCAAGACCUGGUUUCCCGUCUCGGAGCUCUCGGAUCGCCUGAAGGCCAAGGCCAGACGGAACUCGGGGACCAAGAUGAACGAGUACCAGGCGGAGUACGACCAGAUAUGCAAGCAGACCCCCCGGUUCACCAUUGGAGAUUGUGCCGGUGGUCAUCGGGCGGAUAAUCGAGAGAAGAACCGCGAUGUCCUGUGUGUUCCCCCCGACAAUUUCCGACCCUACCUGACCUCCUUCCAGGGCAACGCCUUCACGGACUACAUCAACUCGGUGUUCGUGGAUGGUUACACCAAGCCCAGGGAGUACAUAGUGACCGAGUGGCCGAUGAAGCACACGCUGGGUGAGUUCUGGUCACUGGUCUACGACCAGGAGUGCUCCGCCGUGGUGGUUCUGUGCCAGCCGCCCUCGCAAUCGCAGCAGUAUCCCUCGUUCUGGCCGAACAAGUCCAAGAUGGAGAAGUACGGACCGGUGUUCUCCGUGCACUAUGUGAUGUCCAAGAGCUACACGAACAUCAAGCAGUGGGAGUUCAAGAUCAACAAGAAGAUCGUCUCCCUCACCGAAAUGAUGGCCGGCGUGAAGGCGCCAACGCGAACCGUCCAACUCUUUCAGCUGACCUGCUGGCCGAUGGGCCACAAGGUGCCCAGCUCGACCAACUCGCUGGUGUAUCUGAUGAACAUGGUGGAGAUCUGGCGCAACAAGGUCGACUACGGACCCGUGUGCGUUGUCUCGCCCGAUGGUCGCAGUCGGGCCGGUGUUUACUGUGCCGCGAAUGCGUGCAUCGAGCAGGUCAUCCAGCACGGCGAGGUCGAUGUUUUCCAGGCAGUGAAGACUGUACGCCGGCAUCGUCCUCAGCUAGUGGAGAAUAUGACCGAGUACAAGUACUGCUACGACCUGGUGCUCCACUACGUCCUCCACUUUCUCAACAAAAAGGAGUGAGCAGUGGGAAGCAUCGCAUCGCAUCCUCCAGGAGAAUAUUUCAAAUUUGUUUUUUUAAUUCGGCACCGGCUCGUCGGGCUGCCGCGCUUCGAUGGUUAACAAUGAAAUCCGAAAUACUUGUGGUCCACAUUUGAUGAUGCCUGGUUUUCCUUUUUACAAUUCCGGGCACCGCCUUAAAGCAAUAAUACUGAGUAUUUUUGUUGUCCACAGAAGAGAAGCCAGCGAAGAUGAAGGAAGAUGUUUAUUUGUUACGAGCGUCGAAAUGAAAUUUCACGCCAUUAAAGAGAUACUUUUUACUUGUUUUUUCGAGCGAAAAAAACAAUGAAACUAUUAUAUUGUAUAAGCUUUUUGAUCUGAAAUGUAUGUGCCAUUUGUAACCCUAGUUGUUGUUGUUAUAAACAGAAGGAUACGAACAGUGUGAUGGGGAAUUUGGGUAUAGAAUGAAGUAACGAAAUGAUAGGAACAGAGAACUAUUACCAUUAAAAUUUAUAUUUAUAUCUGUAGUUAUUAUUACGUUUACUCUUAAAACUUGCUACCUGGGCAAUUGUUGAUAUAUAUCUAAAACUACAUAUACCUAUUAUGAAUCUAUUUAUACAUAAAUAUAUAUAUAUAUAUAUAAAUGUUAUGUACUGUUGUAAAUGGAAAAUCGCUGCGUUUUUUCCAUAACUGUUGACAGAACUUUAUUUUUUAUUCAUGUUAAAGAAGAAAUAUUUAUUGAGCCACACGAACACAAAAACUUCAAGGUGUUGAAGUAAACAAACGUUAUACAUAUUGUUUAUUUGUGAGGAACACACACAACAGGCGGAACACUCAAAGAAAACUAAAUAGUUUUAUGAUUGCAUCAUGAUUUUCCUGUACUUUCGCAUUUAUGCAUUCAACACACGAACCUACCUACAUAUAUUGUCGUAACUCUAAUUAACUUAUCUUUUUAAUUGUGUAUAAAUGUGCGUAUGUCCAUUUUAUCCUUUGUAUAAGCCAAUCUACAUGUGUAAACACUUAGCACAAAAAUCGUAUUGGAUUAGGCUAACGAAAUGAAACUGAAGCCAAGAAAAAAUGAAACGAAUCGAACUUCAAA